AAGUGAGACAUCUCAAUGGACACGUCAUUGUGACAGUGAGGGUGCUCCAAAGAGCCACUGUGACUCUGCUUCUCUCAGCCACUGUCAAAGGCUUCGUGCAGACCUGAAAGCACAGCAGGAAUCAAUGGGAAUCCAAUGCGGACAAAAAGGCUGAUUUUUCUUACUUUGCUGCGCUUCCAAACGGGACCAUCCAUCCUAGUGGGUUUCUGUCUGACAAUGCCCUGGACCCUUCUCAUUGUUUUCAGCAACAAAGAAAAACCUGCCUAGUUGCCAUGCAUAUCCAAAGAGGUCUGCGGCGUUGAUGAGGAGCUGCUGGGAUUCGGGAGCUGCCGGGAACACAAUGCCCUGCCCCGCUCUUGGCCUUGGGAAGCUGUGAAUUGCUCAUGUCCAUAAGGAGGAAGGAUGGCUCAUGGAAUUCCUUCACAAGGCAAAGUUACCAUAACAGUGGAUGAGUACAGCUCCAACCCAACGCAGGCGUUUACACACUACAACAUUAAUCAGAGCAGGUUCCAGCCUCCACAUGUGCAUAUGGUCGACCCUAUCCCAUAUGACACUCCAAAACCAGCGGGCCACACGCGUUUUGUCUGCGUCUCAGACACACACUCCAGAACAGAUGGCAUCCAGAUGCCUUAUGGGGACAUCCUUCUCCACACGGGCGAUUUCACCGAACUGGGACUGCCCUCAGAGGUUAAGAAGUUUAAUGACUGGUUAGGAAACCUGCCAUAUGAAUAUAAAAUAGUGAUUGCUGGGAAUCAUGAACUGACAUUUGAUAAGGAAUUCAUGGCAGACCUUGUUAAACAAGAUUACUACCGCUUUCCUUCUGUGUCCAAAUUGAAACCAGAGGACUUUGACAAUGUUCAGUCACUCCUGACAAAUAGUAUUUACUUACAAGAUUCAGAGGUAACAGUUAAAGGAUUCCGAAUAUACGGUGCCCCAUGGACACCGUGGUUUAAUGGAUGGGGCUUUAACCUACCCAGAGGUCAGUCUUUGCUAGACAAGUGGAACCUUAUCCCUGAGGGUAUUGAUAUACUAAUGACACAUGGACCUCCCCUCGGCUUUCGAGACUGGGUUCCAAAGGAGCUGCAGAGAGUUGGUUGUGUGGAACUGCUAAACACAGUGCAGAGGCGAGUAAGGCCCAAACUCCACGUCUUUGGUGGAAUCCAUGAAGGUUAUGGCAUUAUGACAGACGGUUACACAACCUACAUCAAUGCUUCAACGUGUACAGUCAGCUUUCAACCAACCAAUCCUCCAAUUAUAUUUGACCUUCCAACCCCUCAAGGAUCAUGAAGCACUACUGCACAUUUGGAACUGGGGAAGGUCUAUAAACUGCCAUUUUCUAAUUACAAAACUUACAUUCUGUUACAUGUUUAGUUCAAAAUUACUGGGGGGGGGGGGGAGGGAGCAUUUUGGGGGAGAGAAUUGUGGUUGGUUUUGUUUUGGGAUGGAUUUUUUUUUUUUGUAAAUUGCUGGUACAAAAGAAAAAAAGUUAGAGGGUUGUGCUUUUUGGAAAUGCAGCAUUCAUUUUAAAUUGAUAAAGCAUUGUGAAUUUGUAAAAUGAAUUUUGUUUUUCAAUAAAUUUGCCAUUGUAAAUUGUUAUAGUGUUCUCAAAAGGACAGCCAAGCUUUCUUUUAAGAAGUGAGAGACCUUAUUUUAAUAUUAUAUGAUAAGCUAAAAAAAUAGGCAGCAUUUAAAAACACCCAAAUUUGCACAACUUAUGUUACUGUCGGGGUUUUUUUAAGUGUCUUCUUCUUUCCCUAGGUCUAAAUGUUAGCUUUUCAUCUCUCCAUUUAUAUCAUUUUUUUUUUUUCUAGUAGCACAGACAAGAUUUUGGGGUCCAUUUGCCUCUUGAUACGUGUGCAUGUACUGAAACUUCUUUCUGUUAAGAGUAGAAUGCAGCAAGGGGAGAAUGGACUUCUCAGUUGUUUGUCACUACCUGCUUUAUACGUUAAAGACUGGUAUAGAUAGCCACAGCCUGUAUGUGCUAUCUACCUGUUAUUGUUUGUUUUUAAAUUAUUUUAGCUUUAAAAAACUGGGGGUGAAAGCUGCAAAGAGCAGGCAUUUCACGCAGUAAAAAAAUAAAAAAAUAAAAAAAAUGUAAAUGCGGACUCCUUUUAAAUAUGAAUUUAUAUAUAUAUGUAUUUUUUGUGCAUUAUAACUAAGCUAGGAUUUAAUAUUGCCAGUAUAGCAUCUGCAAAAUUAUGCUGUACAGCACAUCUAAAUUAUGAAGGAUGUGACACAUUUUCCAAGUGCUCAAGGCCUUCAAGAGCCUGAGUUAAAUCUUUGUCGUAGUUCAGGCAUGUAUAGAGUCAAAUGGAUACAAUCAAGCCUAACUAAAAUAAGGCUUAGUUGUCCUUUAUAUUUAAAUAUUCUUCUUGUCUUUUUAUUUUCUUUUUCUUAUUUUGCACUGUGUGUAAAUGCAAUCUUGCUAGCACAAAAUAUUGUUGCAGAUAGUUAUUUCUGUUCUACCACUGUAAAUGCUAUUGAGCUUUGUUCUGUUUUAUGUUACCUUGUUAAUGGAAUUUAGAAAAGCAGUUGUUUCUUUAAAUUUAUUGUGAUAUUAUAUCUAGCGGCCUUUAUAUGCAAAUAAAAUUGCAAGAUUUUUAAAUAUGUGGUUUAAGAGAUUUUUGCAUUUUUCUUUGGCAUGAAUAUCUGGGGGGACAGCAAUAAGAAUAAGAAACAACUUUUCUAAUGUUCCAUAAUUUUUUAUUGUUUACCAUUCAUAGGAUGUCAGUUGGGUCAAUAAAGCACUCAGACUUUUUA
Messenger RNA from Oxyura jamaicensis (ruddy duck), 2760 nucleotides. It is a transcript of the gene MPPED2, whose product is annotated as metallophosphoesterase domain containing 2. NCBI's taxonomy places the organism in Eukaryota, Metazoa, Chordata, Aves, Anseriformes, Anatidae. Bases 403 to 1287 code for a protein of 294 amino acids. The transcript is spliced from 8 exons. Gene Ontology annotation, molecular function: hydrolase activity. The record is from RefSeq and is a predicted model, not a curated record.